Messenger RNA from Octodon degus (degu), 1745 nucleotides. RefSeq names its product Wiskott-Aldrich syndrome (gene Was). Gene Ontology annotation, biological process: actin filament organization. NCBI's taxonomy places the organism in Eukaryota, Metazoa, Chordata, Mammalia, Rodentia, Octodontidae. The transcript is spliced from 12 exons. The coding region runs from base 54 to 1568 and encodes 504 amino acids. The record is from RefSeq and is a predicted model, not a curated record. Gene Ontology annotation, cellular component: cytoplasm. Gene Ontology annotation, molecular function: microtubule binding; actin binding.
CUUCUUUACCCUGCACCCAGAGCCUAGGCAGAGAGGACAAGGACUGAAGAACCAUGAGUGGGGGCCCUGUGGGAGGCAGGCCCGGGUCCCGAGUGGGAGCGGCUCAGCAGAACAUUCCUUCCAGCCUCCUGCAGGAUCAUGAGAACCAGCGCCUCUUUGAGAUGCUCGGCCGGAAAUGCUUCACACUGGCCACCGCAGUUGUUCAGCUGUACCUGGCUCUGCCCCCUGGAGCCCAGCAUUGGACCAUGGAACACUGUGGGGCCGUGUGCUUCGUGAAGGACAACCCACAGAAGUCCUACUUCAUCCGCCUUUAUGGCCUUCAGGCUGGUGGGCUGCUCUGGGAACAGGAACUGUACUCGCAGCUGGUCUACUUGGCUCCCACUAGCUUCUUCCACACUUUCGCUGGAGAUUCCUGUCAGGUGGGGCUAAACUUCGCAGACGAAGGUGAGGCCCAGGCCUUCCAGGCCCUGGUGCAGGAGAAGAUACAAAAAAGGAAUCAAAGGCAAAGUGGAGCCAUAGAUAGAUGCCAGCUACCACCACCGCCAGCACCAGGCAAUGAAGAGAGAAGAGGAGGGCUCCCACCUCUGCCCCCACAUCCAGGUGGAGACCAAGGGGGCCUACCAGCUGGCCCCGUAUCCCUGGGGCUACUUACAGUGGACAUCCAGAACCCUGAUAUCACAAGUUCCCGAUACCGUGGGCUCCCAGCACCUGGGCCUGGUCCAGCUGAUAAGAAACGCUCAGGGAAGAAGAAGAUCAGCAAGGCUGAUAUUGGUGCACCCUGUGGAUUCAAACAUGUCAGCCAUGUGGGCUGGGACCCCCAGAAUGGAUUUGAUGUGAACAACCUAGACCCGGAUCUUCGGAGCCUCUUUUCCAGGGCAGGAAUCAGUGAGGCCCAGCUCACAGAUGCAGAGACCUCCAAACUCAUUUAUGACUUCAUUGAAGACCAGGGUGGGCUGGAGGCAGUGCGGCAGGAGAUGAGGCGGCAGGAGCCACUUCCACCACCCCCACCACCAUGCCGAGGAGGGAACCAGCCCACCCGGCCCCCUAUUGUGGGGAGUAGCAAGGGUCGUUCUGGUCCACUGCCUCCUGUACCCAUGGGGGCUGCCCCACCCCCACCGACUCCCCGGGGACCCCCUCCCCCAGGCCGAGGGGGUCCUCCACCACCACCCCCUCCAGCCACUGGACGUUCUGGCCAACCGCCCCCUCCACCUCCUGGAGCUGGGGGGCCACCCAUGCCACCUCCGCCACCACCACCACCACUGCCACCAACCAGCACUGGGGGUGGGCCAGUUCCUCCCCCACCACCUCCCACUCAAGGGUCUGGGGGAGGCCUGGCCCCUGGUGGGGGUCGGGGGGCACUUUUGGAUCAAAUCCGGCAGGGAAUUCAGCUGAACAAGACCCCUGGAGCCAUCGAGAGUUCAGCCACACAGCCCCCACCUCAGAACUCAGAUGGCCUGGUGGGUGCACUCAUGCAUGUGAUGCAGAAGAGAAGCCGCGUCAUCCACUCAUCUGAUGAAGGAGAGGACCAGGCUGGUGAUGAGGAUGAAGAUGACGAAUGGGAUGACUGAGCUACAUCUGGGCUCCCACUGCCUUCUCCACAUCUGCCCCUGCAGCUCCUAGGCCCAACCUCCAGUGCUGUCCCCCGCAACUGCUCCCCAUACCUUAGCCGUGCUGGCUACCCCUUUUAUACAUUCCCCAGUUCUCUUCAUGCAAGGAUUUUAAAACAAAAAUAAAAUAAUUGGUCU